This is a messenger RNA of Struthio camelus australis, 3478 nucleotides long. NCBI's taxonomy places the organism in Eukaryota, Metazoa, Chordata, Aves, Struthioniformes, Struthionidae. The record is from RefSeq and is a predicted model, not a curated record.
AUGCGCCUGCGGCGUGCCGUGCACGGCUGGACGCGUGCGUGGCAGGACACUUGUCCCCCUUCCCUUCCAGGGACGCCCCAGACCUCGCUGCUGGGACCCCCGCCCGGCUUGUUGAACCCUCCGGUCUCGGCGGAGCUUCUCCAGACGGCGCGGCACCUGCAGGUGGGCGAGAAGCAACGAGUCUUCACAGGCAUCGUCACCAGCCUUCACGAUUACUUCGGGGUGGUGGACGAGGAGGUCUUUUUCCAGCUCAGCGUUGUGAAGGGCCGGAUACCGCAGAUCGGGGAGAAGGUGCUGGUGAAAGCUGUCUACAACCCAAGCCAGGCGGUACCCUGGAACGCGCUGAAAGUCCAGACGCUCUCCAACCAGCCUCUCCUGAAGGCCCCAGCACCUCUUCUGCACAUGGCGUCCCUGGGACAGAAACAGGGAAUCCUUGGCGCCCAGCCUCAGCUGCUGUUCCAGCCUCACCGCAUCCCACCGCUCUUUCCCCAGAAACCAGUGAACCUCUUCCCAUCUCCCCCAUCCAUUCACCUGGGACACCUGGGGAGAUACCCAGGGCGAGGACCAAAGGGCCGGAACGACCCAGGCAGAUGGGACGAUUUUGAGUCGAAGAAGCGGAAACAGAAAGGUGGUGAGCUGUGGGGAGCGAAAAAGCCUCGCCACGACCUGCCUCAGUAUCGGGUUCACUUUGCCCGCUACGCUGUGGACAGCCCCUUCUGUGACGCCAUGGAGAUCCUGCGGCGCUACUGCAGCAUCCAGCUGCCCCGGGGCUUCUACGACGUCCGCCUGUGCUGGCUGGACACGUUCCCCCUCACCCAGCCCCUGAGCCUGAGGCACCCCAGCCGCAUCCUGGUGGCUGACCCGGAGGAGGUACCAGAGCCGGAGGAGGAGGCUGAGCCAGACACCGCUCCAGGUGACGUGGAUUCCGCUUUCAGCGCCAAGGUGCUGCUGCUGUCCUCUCCGGGCCUCGAGGAGUUUUAUCGUACCUGUUUGUUAUACAUCGAUGAUUCCAGUGAGCAAAGGGAGGCUCCUGAGCACCCCACAAAGCAAAUGAAGUUUCUGCUGGGGAGGAAAGAGGAUGAGGCUGUGCUGAUCGGCGGGGAAUGGUCCCCAUCUCUGGACGGCCCUGAUCCUGAUGCGGACCCGAUGGUCCUGGUUCGCACAGCCAUUCGCUGCACCAAGGCACAGGCCGGGCUGGACCUGAGCAACUGCACAAAGUGGGUCCGAUUUGCUGAGUUCAGGUACCUGCGCGAGGGAGACCCGUCCCAGAGGGAGGUGGUGGUGGUUUUCUUGCCGGACGUCUGGGGCUGCAUGCCGUCCCUGGAGGAGUGGGAAGCCUCGUGCCAGCCGAAGGCAGAGAAGGUGCCCUCGCCACCUCCAUCGCCAGGGGACAAGGCUGCGAUGGGCGUUUCUAAGCAGGAGAUGGAGGCCCCCAGCCCAGCCUCUGAGCAGGAUGCUGCUGCGGACGCCACCGAACUAGCUUUGGAGCCCGCUCCCAAACCAGCGGCCCCCGAAUCCGAAGCCCCUGCUGCCCCCAUGGAGCCAGCUGUUGUGGCCCACCCCCACCCAGGCGGGCAGGACGGGCAGGCGGCCUGCUCCAACAUCUCCCUCUACACCCUGCUGGAGUACAGGAGACGGAGAGAGAAGCUCUCCUUCGAGGUGGCUGUGGUGGCUGAGCUCUUCCAGGAGAUGCUGCAGCGAGAUUUUGGCUACAAGCUGUACAAGGCGCUGUUGGCCUUGCCAGAGAAGGAAGAGCCGCUGGAGGCCAAGAACCCGGAGCCGGAAAGGGCUCCUGAGCCUGCGAAGGAGGUGCCUCCGGAGGCUGCUGGGGCCGAGGAGGAGGCUGAGCAGCCUCCUCCCAAAGCUGAGCCUGGGAACACAGAGGCAGAGAGGCCGGCAGGCAGCGUGGCAGCCACGGCAGGCGGAGAGCAGGAGAGGACUAAAAGUGAGUGCAAAGCAGAUCCCAAAGACUCUCCUGAUGAACUGUGCGUGCUCAGCUUGGAGGACGGCCUGCUGCUGCUCCGGGAGGAGGAAGAGGAGGAGUUCGGUACCAAGCUGGAAGAUGCUGAAGUGAGAUCUAUUGCGUCCAACCAGUCGGAGACGGAGUUCUCCUCCCUCCAUGACGUGCAGCCCAAGGAGCUGGAUCCGAGUGCUGUGCUACCGCUGGAUGCUCUCCUAGCCUUCGUGUACUUCGAUUUGAAUUUCUGUGGCUACCUACACCGAAGGGACCUGGAGAAGAUCCUCCUGACGCUGGGGCUGCAUCUCUGCAAAGAGCAGGUGAAGUGCCUGGUGAAUCGGGUCGUGACUCAGUACGUGUGCCAGUAUCGAAACCUUCAGUACAGCCGGCAGGAGGGCUCGGAGCCAGGCAGCGCUGACCGCAUCCCAGAGGAGGAGCUCUUUGGCAACCUUCCUCUGCUGCCUCCUGCCCGGCCCCCAGCCGAGGUCUCCCUGCCGCCUAAGGCGGGUACGGAGCAGGGAGGCCUGGUCUCCCACAACGGCGCGGUGCUCAACGUGGGGAAGCUGCUGGAGAAGGCGGAGCAGACGGAGAGCAGCCGGCUCUACCUGGAGAGCAAAAUCCACGCGCUGGAGGUCAAGCUGGAGGAGAGCCAGACCCGGGUUUCGGGAAUGGAGUCGACCAACAGAACGCUCACAGCCGAGCUGCGGGAGCUCCAGAGGCGCCUGGCCGAGGUGGAAGAGCAGGCAAAGGCGGCCGAGAGGCAGAAACUGCAAUUCCAGCGACUCUUGCAGGAGAACAGAAAGCGCCUGGCCCCCGUACAGCUGGAGAUUCAGACCAUCAUUGAGAAGACUAAUAACUGCUUAGAAAAGGAACCAGCCUCCUCCAACUGAUGUCUGCUGCCCUUGCUGAUGCAGUCUACCAGGAGGGAGUGAAGUCUGCACCCGUCUGGACUUCACGCGCUAGGGUUGUGGAUCGUGGGCAAGAUCCUCAUGACCUUUUGCUGUCUGGACCUUCUCACUGCAGAGACAGGCUGGAGCUGGUUCCCAUCCCAGGCUUGUGGAGCCAGAGGAGCCAUAGGGAUGCGCAGGAUUUGCUCUGACCACUCAUUCUCGUUUAAUGGAAACCUCUUAGGUAGGAAAUCUUGCAGCCUAGUGUGUACGUGUGUGUAAUGGAGACAGGGCUUGGGCUGUCUUGAUGCUCUAUAGUUGGCCUCAUGACUGGGGACAGAGACAGGCUUGUUUUAAUAGGACAGAGGACCUGAAUGAGACUCUCUGGGGCUGGCUCUUUCUGUGUCGCAGGCCACCCAGCAGCUCUUGGUUACGGUCUCUGUUGAUGCCGCAAUGCCCUUAGAGGGUUUGUUGAGUGCAGCGGGUCUCAGCUCCGCACAUCACGCAAGCCAUGUAACUAGCUUUCUACAGGCUGGCCAACCCGGGUGCUCCCUCGGUGGCCUUGGCUGGCCGGCCUGGGGAGCGCAGGGCGGUGCGGGAGGCCCCACCGCUGCGGCUCCCUCCGGGGGUAGGC